CCCCCCCAGCCCCUAGGAGCGGGCACGUGGACGGCUGUGACACACAUGGCGGCGGCGGUAGAGAUGGCGGAACUGAUCCUGGAAGACGGGAGCCGCUUUACCGGCACACUCUUCGGGCGGAGCCGGCCGGUGUCCGGGGAAGUGGUCUUCCAGACGGGCAUGGUGGGCUACCCCGAGGCUCUGACGGACCCUUCAUACAAGUCUCAGAUCCUGAUCCUCACAUACCCGCUGGUCGGGAACUACGGCAUUCCUGCCGAUCAACUGGAUGAGUUUGGUCUUAGCAAGUGGUUUGAAUCGGCUCGGAUUCACGUGUCGGCGCUCAUCGUGGGAGAAUGCUCGGACAACCCCAGCCACUGGAGCUGCAGCCAGUCGCUGGACCAAUGGCUGAAAGAGCAGGAGAUCCCAGGCCUACAAGGUGUGGACACCCGAGCCCUCACCAAAAAGAUCCGGGAGAAGGGAACUAUGCUGGGCAAGCUUAUCCCACAAGGCUCAAGCGAGGGCCACAUCCCCUACGAUGAUCCUGGUAAAAGGAACCUGGUGCAGGAGGUGUCUGUGAAGGAACCGCGUGUUUUCAACCGUGGCGGUGAUGUGAAGAUCGCGGCCCUGGACUGCGGCCUGAAAUACAACCAGAUCCGCUGCUUGUGCCAGAGAGGGGCAGAGGUGACCAUACUGCCCUGGGACUCUCCCAUCAACCGUGCAGACUUUGACGGGCUUUUUCUCAGUAAUGGUCCUGGAGAUCCGCUCUUCUGCCAGGAGUCUGUCCAGAACAUCCGAAACUUCAUGAAUGAAGACCAACCAAAGCCGGUGUUUGGAAUCUGCCUGGGGCACCAGAUCCUGUCCCUGGUCAUCGGGGCCAAGACCUACAAGAUGAAGUAUGGGAACCGCGGCCAUAACCAGCCGUGUAUCCACGAGGGCUCCCGAAGAUGCUUCAUCACCUCUCAGAAUCAUGGCUACGCCGUUGACCCCAAAACCUUACCAGAAGGCUGGUCACCGCUCUUUACCAAUGCCAAUGAUGAGUCCAAUGAGGGCAUCAUUCACGACUCCAAACCGUUCUUCAGUGUGCAGUUCCACCCUGAGCACCGUGCUGGCCCCAUGGACUUGGUGUGUCUGUUUGACGUCUUCUUGGACACCGUGCGGGAUAUAAAGGCUGGCAAAGUGGGAGGAGUCACAGUGAAGCAGCGGCUGGAUGAUCUCCUCACAUACAAAGACUCUCCCAGCGAGUCGGAGGUGAUUGCCUGCAGACCUCGUAAAGUGCUGAUCCUGGGCUCCGGGGGGCUCUCUAUCGGCCAGGCCGGGGAGUUUGACUACUCUGGAUCCCAGGCCAUUAAAGCGCUGAAAGAGGAAAACAUCCAGACUGUGCUGAUAAACUCCAACAUUGCCACGGUGCAGACCUCCAAGGGGCUUGCGGACAAGGUGUACUUUCUGCCGAUCACGGCGGAGUAUGUAACACAGGUGAUAAAGUGCGAGAGGCCAGAUGGCAUUCUCCUAACAUUUGGCGGUCAGACGGCUCUGAACUGUGGGGUGGAGCUGACGAAACGCGGGGUGCUGGAGAAGUACAAUGUGCGUGUCCUGGGCACCCCGGUGAAGUCCAUUGAGAUGACUGAAGACCGGAAGAUCUUUGUGGAGAAGAUGGAGGAGAUUGGGGAACAUGUGGCACCAAGCGAGGCCGCCUCCUCGUUGGAGCAGGCUCAGGCUGCCGCGGAGCGUCUGGGGUACCCGGUCUUGGUACGUUCGGCCUACGCGCUUGGUGGGCUGGGCUCUGGCUUCGCCAACACAAGGGAGGAGCUAACGUCCCUGGUGUGCCAGGCAUUCGCCCACACCACGCAGGUCCUGGUGGACAAAUCGCUAAAGGGAUGGAAGGAGAUUGAGUAUGAGGUGGUGAGAGACGCCUAUAACAACUGCAUAACGGUGUGCAACAUGGAGAACGUGGACCCUCUGGGUAUCCACACCGGGGAGUCCAUAGUGGUGGCGCCCAGCCAGACACUGAAUGACUACGAGUACAACAUGCUACGCAACACUGCAAUCAAAGUGAUCCAGCACCUGGGCAUUGUGGGAGAGUGCAACAUCCAGUAUGCCCUGAACCCGCACUCUGAGCAGUAUUACAUCAUCGAGGUGAACGCGCGACUCUCCCGCAGCUCGGCCCUGGCAAGCAAGGCCACCGGAUACCCCUUGGCAUAUGUGGCAGCCAAACUGGCAUUGGGGAUCCCUCUUCCAGUUCUCAGAAACUCUGUCACCAACUCCACCACAGCCAACUUUGAGCCCAGCUUGGAUUACUGCGUGGUGAAGGUCCCCCGCUGGGAUCUUAGUAAAUUCCUCCGAGUCAGCACCAAGAUCGGCAGCUCAAUGAAGAGCGUGGGGGAAGUCAUGUCGGUGGGACGCAAUUUCGAGGAAGCUUUCCAGAAGGCGCUGCGCAUGGUGGAUGAGAACUGCGUGGGGUUCGACCACACGUUGAAAGCGGAGUCUGAUGAGGAGCUGGAGACCCCCACGGACAAGCGGAUAUUUGUGCUGGCAGCAGCGCUGCGGGCCGGCUACACCAUCGAUCGCCUGUACGAACUGACGAAGAUCGACCGCUGGUUCCUCCACAAGAUGAAGAACAUCACCGACCAUUUAUCCACACUGGAGUCCUACCAGGGCGACACCGCCAUGACCCGGGAUGUCCUGCUCCGUGCCAAACAGCUGGGCUUCUCCGACAAGCAGGUGGCAAUGGCUGUGCAGAGCACGGAGCUCGCCGUCCGGAAGUUGCGUCAGGAAUGGCAGAUCCUUCCGGUAGUGAAGCAGAUUGACACGGUGGCCGCCGAGUGGCCGGCACAGACCAAUUACCUGUACCUGACCUACAACGGCAUACAGCACGACCUGUCAUUCGAGGAGCCACACGUCAUGGUGAUCGGCUCAGGCGUCUACCGCAUCGGCAGCAGCGUGGAGUUCGACUGGUGUGCGGUGGGCUGUAUACAGGAAUUGCGCAAGAUGGGCUUCAAGACGAUUAUGGUGAAUUAUAACCCGGAGACUGUCAGCACUGACUACGACAUGUGCAACAGGCUCUACUUUGACGAGAUCUCCUUCGAGGUGGUGAUGGACAUUUAUGAGCUGGAGAACCCAGAGGGGAUCAUCUUGUCCAUGGGAGGCCAGCUACCCAACAACAUAGCCAUGUCCCUGCACCGACAGCAGUGCCGCGUCCUGGGCACCUCGCCUGACUCCAUUGACUCUGCUGAAAACCGCUUCAAGUUUUCCCGCCUGCUGGACACCAUUGGGAUCAGCCAACCGCAGUGGAGGGAGCUGUCUGAUAUGAAGUGUGCUCUGCAGUUCUGUAACUCUGUGGGGUUCCCCUGCGUGGUGCGCCCGUCCUACGUUCUUAGCGGGGCUGCCAUGAACGUCGCGCAUUGUGACGAAGAUCUGGAGAAAGUUCUUAGCAACGCCGUGGCCGUGUCCAAAGAACAUCCCGUGGUCAUCUCCAAAUACAUCCAGGAAGCCAAGGAGAUAGACGUGGAUGCUGUGGCCUGUGACGGGGUGGUGGUGGCCAUUGCCAUCUGUGAGCAUGUUGAGAAUGCUGGAGUCCACUCUGGAGAUGCCACACUGGUCACCCCUCCUCAGGACAUCACCCCCAAAACCCUGGAGAGGAUCAAAGCCAUCGUCCAUGCGAUUGGACUGGAGCUCCAGGUCACCGGACCCUUCAACCUGCAGCUCAUUGCCAAGGACGAUCAGCUGAAAGUGAUUGAGUGCAACGUCCGAGUCUCCCGCUCCUUCCCCUUCGUCUCCAAGACGUUGGGGGUGGACAUGGUGGCUCUGGCCACACAGGUGAUCAUGGGAGAGGAGGUGGAGCCGAUUGGACUGAUGACGGGGAUGGGAAUUGUGGGUGUGAAGGUGCCUCAGUUCUCCUUCGCUCGCCUGGCCGGAGCAGAUGUGGUCCUCGGGGUGGAGAUGACCAGCACGGGGGAGGUGGCCUGCUUUGGAGAGAACCGCUACGAAGCCUAUUUGAAGGCCAUGCUGAGUACCGGCUUUAAGAUUCCACAGAAGAACAUUCUGCUGACCAUCGGGAGCUACAAGAAUAAGAGCGAGCUCCUGCCCACCGUGCGGGCCCUGGAGAGCCUCGGGUACAGCCUCUUCGCCAGUCUUGGCACAGCCGACUUCUAUACUGAACACGGAAUUAAGAUUAAGGCGAUGGAUUGGGUCUUUGAAGAUCCGGACAGCGAUGGGCACAUGAAGGAGAAGCAGGGGAGCAUCAUGGACCAUCUGUCCGAGAACCACUUUGAUCUGGUCAUCAACCUAUCCAUGAGAAACUCCGGCGGUCGCAGGCUUUCCUCCUUCGUCACCCGCGGGUACCGUACUCGCCGCUUGGCGGUGGAUUACUCCGUUCCCCUGAUCAUCGACAUCAAGUGCACCAAACUGUUUGUGGAGGCUCUGCGUCAGAUUGGAGCCAACCCUCCGGUGAAGACCCAUGUGGACUGUAUGACCUCCCAGAAGUUUAUCCGCCUUCCAGGUCUGAUUGACGUACACGUACAUCUACGAGAACCUGGCGCCACUCAUAAGGAAGACUUCUCCUCUGGCACUGCGGCUGCUCUGGCGGGAGGUGUCACUAUGGUGUGCGCCAUGCCCAACACCAAUCCGGCUAUCACCGAUGCCACCACCUUCUCCCUGGCACAGAAGCUAGCAGAGGCUGGUGCCCGAUGUGACUUUGCCCUGUUCCUGGGCGCCUGUUCAGAGAAUGCCGGGUCCCUCUCCUCCAUCGCCAGUUCAGCGGCCGGACUGAAGAUGUAUCUGAACGACACUUACUCUCAGCUCAAGAUGGACAAUGUCUCUUUGUGGAUGGAGCACUUUGAGAAGUGGCCGUCUCAUUUGCCGAUUGUGGCUCACGCAGAGAACCAGACAGUUGCAGCAAUUCUGAUGGUGGCUCAGCUAUAUAAGCGUUCGGUGCACAUCUGCCAUGUGGCUAAGAAGGAAGAGAUCCUGAUCAUUAAGGCUGCCAAGCAGAAAGGCAUCCAAGUUACCUGCGAGGUGGCGCCUCAUCACCUGUUCCUCUGCCUGGACGACCUUGACCGGCUGGGGGACAAGAAGGGGCAAGUGCGUCCCAUGCUGGGGACCCGAGAGGACAUGCAGGCCUUGUGGGACAACCUGGACAUUAUAGACUGCUUCGCCACCGAUCACGCCCCCCACUCUGUGGAGGAGAAGGAAGGGCCAAACCCUCCCCCUGGGUAUCCCGGCCUGGAGACUAUGCUUCCCCUACUACUCACUGCCGUUAGCGACGGACGACUGAUGAUGGAUGACAUCAUCAAGCGCCUGUAUGACAACCCCCGCAAAAUAUUCUCACUGCCAGUCCAAGAAAAUACAUAUGUUGAGGUGGAUUUGGAACAUGAGUGGGUGGUCCCACAGUCUAUGCAGUUCACCAAAUCCAAGUGGACCCCAUUUGAGGGAAUGAAGUUGAAGGGAGCUGUGCGUAGGGUCGUCCUGCGGGGUGAAGUGGCGUACAUUGAUGGACAGGUCCUUGUGCCGGCUGGUUACGGUCAGGAUGUCAGGAAGUGGAUUCCUCCACUGGCUCCUCAGACUGUUCCCACCCAGAAUAAAGAAGUCGUUAAGACUCCGGAACGCCAUCGUCAUGUGACCAUGCAGACUGAAGUCAUUCGGAGCCGGGCCCCCAGCCCUCGGAGAGCUGCCCCUACCGCUGAAGCCCGCUUCCAUCUGCCGCCAAGAAUCCACCGCUCGUCUGACCCCGGCCUGCCAGUGUCCAGGAGGAUGUCUGUCACUCAGCUCAGAGGGACCGCAGGGAAGAUCGCUGAGGAGCCGCUAAAGGACAGAGCCAAGAAGUCUUCAGACACAGAUCUAUCAUCUAUUCAGGACGGUUAUCCCUACCCGCCCCCCAUCCCCCGUCUGGUGUCCCCCCAGAACGCGGCGAUGCAGAGUAUCCCUCACGUACAGACCUCGCCCCUCCUUCAUCCGCUCAUUGGACAACACAUCCUGUCCGUCAAACAGUUCACCAAGGACCAGAUGUCCCACCUGUUCAACGUGGCGCACACACUUCGAAUGUUGGUACAGAAAGAGCGUAGUGUCGAUAUAUUGAAGGGUAAGGUCAUGGCAUCCAUGUUCUUCGAGGCUAGUACACGGACCAGCAGUUCCUUUACAGCAGCCAUGCAGCGUCUGGGAGGGUCAGUGCUCAGCUUCUCGGAGACAACCUCAUCCUCCCAGAAGGGUGAAUCUUUGACGGAUUCUGUGCAGACGAUGAGCUGUUACUCUGACGUGCUGGUGGUGAGACAUCCAGAGCCCGGAGCGGUGGAGCUGGCUGCCAAACACUGCCGCAAGCCGGUCAUCAAUGCCGGAGAUGGGGUAGGGGAGCACCCAACACAGGCUCUGCUGGAUAUAUUCACCAUACGGGAGGAGCUGGGGACUGUCAACGGGAUGACUAUCACCAUGGUGGGGGAUUUGAAGCACGGCCGUACAGUUCACUCUCUGGCGUGCCUCCUUACCCAAUACCGUGUCAACCUGAGGUAUGUCACGCCACGCAGCUUGAGGAUGCCCGCUAAGAUAAUCCAUUUUGUGGCUUCCAAAGGAAUAAAACAGGAAGAGUUUGACAGCAUUGAAGAGGCUUUGCCGGACACGGAUGUCCUCUACAUGACCCGCAUACAGAAGGAACGGUUUGACAGCAAAGAGGAGUACGACCGGUGCUUUGGCCAGUUUAUCCUCAGUCCGCACAUCAUGACCCGGGCCAAGAAGAAAAUGGUGGUUAUGCACCCAAUGCCGCGAGUUAAUGAGAUCAGCUUUGAAGUAGACUCAGACCCCCGCGCGGCCUACUUCCGCCAGGCUGAGAAUGGUAUGUUCGUACGCAUGGCGCUGCUGGCCACGGUCCUGGGGAAGUACUGACACCCCCCCCCCCCCCCCCUGAAAUGGUUACAACUAUCAACACCCCACGUGGAUCUCUGAGGCUGCACUCCAGGGAAAAGAACCAAAGAGAAGCCACCAGCUCUGGACCAAAUUUUGGACUCUGUAGAAAUCCCAAACUAGAUGCACUAACCGGCCUCCCCACUCCAUUCACCCCAUAACACAUCCAACGCUUAGUGCUGCUGCUGUCUACACGGAUUAUGGGGCUUAUGGUCUGGCUGGUGGAAGUGCUUGGCUGCUUCCCCAUAGUUCAUUUUUCCAUUUGGUAGUAAUGUUGGCUAUGCUGUGACCUACUCUGACCUAUUUACGUGACACUUAUACAUGGCUUUUGACCUUUUAAUAAAUGACGACUGCAAUAUCGAAGGCUUACAAGCAAGUGGAGUAUCCAGUCUAUAACAGGUAUUGGGGUUAAAGGGAAAUUAUUCCAGCAGCACAAGGGGGCAGAAACAGUCAUGCAUGUAUAAAAAAAUCUUAAAAAAAAAAAAAAAA
Molecule: messenger RNA, 7353 nt
Organism: Rana temporaria (common frog)
Lineage: Eukaryota; Metazoa; Chordata; Amphibia; Anura; Ranidae
Gene: CAD
Product: carbamoyl-phosphate synthetase 2, aspartate transcarbamylase, and dihydroorotase
Exons: 45
Coding region: 46-6846 (2266 amino acids)
Biological process (GO): L-arginine biosynthetic process; 'de novo' pyrimidine nucleobase biosynthetic process; L-glutamine metabolic process
Cellular component (GO): cytoplasm; carbamoyl-phosphate synthase complex
Molecular function (GO): carbamoyl-phosphate synthase (glutamine-hydrolyzing) activity; ATP binding; metal ion binding
Source: RefSeq, a predicted model, not a curated record